Colletotrichum orchidophilum is the source of this 1830-nucleotide messenger RNA. RefSeq names its product homeobox domain-containing protein. The coding region runs from base 1 to 1830 and encodes 609 amino acids. NCBI's taxonomy places the organism in Eukaryota, Fungi, Ascomycota, Sordariomycetes, Glomerellales, Glomerellaceae. Gene Ontology annotation, biological process: regulation of DNA-templated transcription. The transcript is spliced from 4 exons. Gene Ontology annotation, cellular component: nucleus. Gene Ontology annotation, molecular function: transcription cis-regulatory region binding; DNA-binding transcription factor activity, RNA polymerase II-specific. The record is from RefSeq and is a predicted model, not a curated record.
AUGCCCGUCCCCGACAUCUCCUCUCAAGUCUUGACUGCACCAGCAUCGUCCUCGUCUGCUUCUCCGUCCCCAUGCGAAUCCUCCUUUCAGAUAGAUCAAGUUGCGCAUACUCCUACGAGACAGGUUGUUACUUGCACAGAAACUCCCGACUUCGCGCCAUCUUCGUCUGUCAAAACUGACGUGUCAAACCCCGAUUCUGAGCGACAUCCCAAGGGCAAGAGGAAGAGAACUGCUGCCAAGGACAAGUCGAUUCUCGAAGCUGCCUAUGUCGCCAACCCGAAACCAGACAAGGCGGCGCGCCUGGAUAUCGUGAAGCGCGUUUCCCUCAACGAAAAGGAGGUUCAGAUAUGGUUCCAAAAUCGUCGACAGAAUGACAGGCGCAAAUCGCGGCCCCUCUCUGCUCAGGAAAUUGCUGCUCUCCGGUACGGUGGCAUGCAGAUACUCUCUUCGGAUCCUGUGGGCUACACCUCUUCCCUGCCGGAAGAAAAGGCAUCUCCAGUUGUUGACCCGAUUCCCGUCAACGCUGUCAUGCCCACGGAGACUCCAGUCAAGACUUCACCCUUACGAGGAGAUGAGACCGAUGAACGACCUCAACACGCAACACCGUUCAUUCUAAGCCGCAGUGCUGAUGCUACGGCCUUGGAGACCCCGUCAUCUCAAGUCACGGCUUCCUCGUCUCAGCCUCACUCAGCAGGCUCAUUUUCUUUUUCAAACUCCGUAGGGUUCUUUAAAUCCUCUCAUUGGAAACCAUCGAGUGCCUUUACAACCCCUUCAACGCUCAACCGCGGCGUUGAUGAGACCCCCAAAUCCGAUCAAUAUAUCCCGUCUUGCUCACCACUUGCACCUGGAACACACACCUUGCCCUCCCCUCAAUCAUCACAACAAUCACACAUGCGAUUAUCGCUUUCGCUCGAAGGCAAAGCUGAGCUUGUCUCCAAUGAGAAUUCGCCCCCUCGCUUCCAGCCUACAAAGCUAUUUUCGGAUCUGGCAGCCUUACCUCAGCCCAGAAUAGCUCGACCGCUCCAGCGAAGUCACAGUGCUCUGCCUAGCGUAACGCUGCCGCCCAUAACGGCUCUCACUGAUUCAUUGCCACCAGCACUGGGACGAGGCCGAUCUCGUGACGCUCACGCAUGGGAACUGUGCUGCGACGCUGAUUCUCGUGACGAACUCACGACGCAAGCCGAGGACGAGUCUAAUGGCUCUGCUGUCGCUGCUAUCAGCCUUCUCCGGUCAACCAGCGGCGUUCUUCAAAACAACAGCUCCAAGCGGAACUGUCCGGCAAGCAGACCGACUUAUCGACCUCAACAGGUGAAGAAGCCUAGGCUUUGUCGGACAUCUUCUAGCAUGGCUAGGAUGCAAACAUCACUCGCUGAUGACGAGGAGACCAUGUCUCAAUCGAGUGACGAACUGGGCCCAGGUAACAAAGUCAAGGCGGAUAUGCUUGUAUCUCCAUCGGGUGAUUCUGAUAAGGAGAAUUGGAGCCCCGAAAACGAAGCCAACAUGCGUCAAUUACCGCCAAUAAACAACCGAAGACCCUUGCCGGCUACCGCCGACACCAAAAACAAUGCGAGACGAACAGGGCGUACUUUACAGGACCACCCUGGGCCCGUCAUAUUCAGCAGUAGCCGCGCCAGAACGAUGCCCGCUAUGGGACGCCGAGGAUCUGGAAAACACGUCACAAUAUUCGAGGACGGACAGAGUUCACACGCCUUAAAGGGUGCGGACGAGGUGGAAAAUUUUAUGCGAGGCGCCGAUGUCAGCCCAAGCAAGAAAGGUGACAUGGAUUGCAUCGCAGGUCUGCUGUCUCUUAGCCAAGGUGCCUGGAGAUAG